AUGCUUGAUUCUGGGUCUGAUAUCAGUCUCAUUAAUAAAAACUUAAUUAAACAGCUACUCACUAAAGAUGAAAUCGAAAAAUAUAAAAAACCUUGUCUCAUUUCCGUGGAAUCUUUUAGUAAUCAUUCCAUCAAGUUAGAUUAUAAUAUCGCAAUCCCUUGUAAAUUCUCUUUAUCUCAAACUGAGCCCACCUUUUUAGAAUUUAGUGUAUUUUCCCAUCAAUCUGCAUUUCCGAUUCUUCUAGGUCAAGAUUUGAUGCAGAUUCUCGGCAUGGAAUUAAAAUUCCCGGCUCUAAAUAAACCUGGGAACCCAACUGUAACUAUUAACCACCCUGUUCUUAAACAUUUACGCGUUAAAUUUAUUCAUCCUAGUGAGUCUCAGACUUGUUUUGCUAACAUUGACCUUGAACCUAACCAAUCAAAAAUUAUCACUUUCCAACCUCACGAAACCGCUAAUGUGCGUAAAGGGCAAACAUUUUUAGUUUCUGAAUCGAAUUUAGCAGGAAUUCAUAUUUUUCCCACUCGUUGUUCGGCCUAUGCUUUAAAUAAUCAACCCUUGGCCGCCCAAGUUAUAAAUCUUAGAAAUAAACACUUUAUUGGAAAAUUAAGGGGGAAGAUUGAAUCUUUAAAUGAUUCAGACAUUCUUAUUGACCCAAAUAAAAUCUCGAAUCUUCCUAAGACCAACACUAUAAUUCAUGAGGUUCUAAAUUUUGAAAACCACCUUCCUGACCGCCCAAUGAAUCAAAUAAAAUUGUUAGAACCAUUACCGGAUGCCGGUCAGCCUAUUAUACCGCUAACGUCAUUUUUAAUUUUAACACCUUACGAAUCCAAAUUCAGUUCCUCUUAUAAAUCAAAUCCUAACCAAAAGACGGCUGAACCAAAUCAUACUUUGAAAAAACUGCAAAAUGAGCAGGCCUCUUUAAACCCUGUUGAAAUCAAAACCUUUGAAAACAAAUUACAGAAUAUGACCUUUAACACUGCUCCACCACAGUCUGAUUUUAAUUCAUAUGGGGAACUUGAUCACAUUCCAGACACGAUCACGGACCCUCAAGGUUACGGUCAACCCGAUCUUAAUACAACAAUCCAUGAUAUUGUCUGCUUGGAAAACUUUGCAAAAACACAUCAGCCUUAUAUAAAACAUAUUUUUAUCGACAAAUAUCCUUCAGUAGUUAGCUUGCAUGCUUAUGAUAUAGGAUCUCUCUCUCAAAGUUUAGGGCUAUAUCAUAUACAACUGAAACCUGGUGAAAGUUUGCCAAAAUUUCGAAAAGUUUAUUAUUUAGCUCAAGAGGAAAGAGAACAUAUGCGUUCUAUUUUAGAAUUUCUAGAAAAAUAUCAAAUAAUUGAACGCGUUCCGCCAGAUGACCGAGGUCAUGACCUAAUAGCUAGCCCCUGCUAUCUUGUUGGGAAAAAGGACAAAUCGCAAAGUUAUCGAAUGGUUAUCGAUUAUAGAAUUGUAAACAAAGUUAUUAGCACACCUGUACCCUUAAUCCCGGAUAUCAUCCCUACUUUACAUACUUUACAUAAUCAGGCUUUAUUUACGCUAUUCGACCUUUCCUCAGCAUAUUACAGCCUUUCAGUUACAAAAGAAAGCCAACAUAUCACAACUUUUGCGUGCCCUUUGGGCAAAUAUGUUUUUAAAAAGUGCCCCAUGGGACUUUCCUCCAUGCCAGCAAUUUUUCAAGAAAUAGCGCUAAAAAUGCUCCAUUAUGCUCCAGUACUAGGUCCAGAUAAUCAACCUAUUUUCGUUAAUCCAAAUCAAAUGAAACUUGAAUGGGAUCCAAUUCCACAAACAACUUUAUUUUUUGAUGACCUCCUAGUUUAUUCUCCUUUAGAAGCAACCUUUGCAUUAACUUUAACUAAACAUUUUCAAUUAGUUGAAAAAGUCAUACAACGUUUAGCCUUACACAAAGCCAAAAUCGGUUUUCAAAAAAGUGUUUUUGCCCAAUCAAAAAUUAAAUAUCUAGGAUGGAUUAUUUCUAAUAAUGUCAUUGAACCUGAUAAGCAACGUGUCGAUAAAUUACUAAAUGCACCUUUUCCAAUUAAUCAAAAGGCCAUGCGAUCUUUUUGUGCCUUACUAAAUACCAUAAAAAUAGUCUCUCCCUUUACUCUUAUGAAACCCUUGAAAGUUUUGCUCCCUUUAACCGGAUCGAACGUAAAAUAUGACCCCAAACCCGUGCAUCAUGAAGCUUUUGCAGAAAUGAAAACAUUAUUAACUACCACUCCACUUUUUUCGAACAUUGUAAACCCGAAAUUGCCAAAAAUUUUGUUUACUGAUGCGAGUGCAUCCAAAGGCGCAUGUUUUUCGGCAGUUUUAGGCCAAGUAUCUACCCUCACUCCAGAUAAACUAGUAGUCCCUCCAUAUUUAUCUUUAAACGAUCCCGUUCACGCAAUACUCUAUGAUAAACGACUAUGUUUUCAACCUUGUGAUCUUUAUCUGCAUGACACUUUUAUUCCUAAGUCCAAAUUAAAGAAAAACAGCAAAUUAAAUCCCAUCCCUGACUUGUCAUAUCUUCAAUGCCCAUACCUAGGAUACUCGGCAGAUACCGUAAAAGAUUCUCUCUUUAUUUCCAUUAGAUCUAUUCAAUAUAUUUAUCAAUGUUCUUUUUUUACAAUCGCGCACUUAAGAAAAAUUACGAUUCAAAGAGCAGCCGACAGUUUAAUUAUUAAACAAAAAAUCUUACAAAACCAAUUUAAUAACAAUUUAGAAAACUAUAAACUUUUUACGAAUAACUUUCUUUUUCACCAGGGUCCUCUCGAUGACAAUUUUGAACUUCUUGCAGCCCUAGCAAUGUCUAUUUUUAGAACCAUAAUAGUUAUCUCAUCUUUAGACAUUCAUGCCCAUAACCCUAUUCUUAAAUUUAACCCACAUGUAGAAAAACCCCCAUUUAUUUUAGGUCUUUAUAAAAAAUCGAACUUUUAUAUUUUUCGCCCAUACUUCAUUGACAAAAACUCAGACUUUGACCUCAAACAAUUAGAAAAAUUUCAAAUCGUUCAUUUUUGGUCAAAAAUUAUCCCAGACACUUAUAUCACAAAACCCAUCUUGGAACUAGAACUCAUGGCUUUACUAUUAGCUUUAAAUGGUUUAGAUAAGUUGAUUGGAAACAGUGAACUUUUGGCCAUAACAGAUUCUAAAAGUUUGUUUCUGUUAUUUGCUAAUCCCCUUCAUAAAUCCUCCACUAAAAUUGCUAGAUGGAGCGAUAAACUAUAUAGCGACUAUCCUAAUUUGAAAUUACGUUUUUUGAAUACUAAAUUAAAUAUAGCAGACUUUUUGUCUCGUGAUUUUGCAAUUGAUACUUCUGAUAUAAAACGUAUCCCACUUGGCAAUUAUGCUGUACCUGAACUUGACCAAUAUUUAGAUUUUUCCAAAACUUUUUCUAUUCUUGAAUGGAAGGACUUUGUGAAUAAAAACUUACACUUGCUUAAAGUCAUUUCCAUGGAUCCAACUAACAAAGUUGUUCUUUCUCUUAAUAAAACAGUUCAGGAUAUGAACAAACUCUUGGAGCCUGUUAAUGCCUUAAAGAAACGAUUAUCUUUUGAAAACAUUGCUGUUCAACAAAAACUUCAAUUUAAUCACAUAAUUACAAAUUGCCUUAAUUCUGAUAAUCAAACUUUUACAUGUGAUAAUAAACAAUAUGUUUAUAAAAAUGGACUUUUGUACUGCCAUGAUCAUGGAGUCCAACGUAUUGUUAUUCCUAAAUCCCUUGAAGGUCUCAUGAUUGCUCAUUAUCAUUUAGCUUAUGCUCAUGCCGGACUUGCAAAAAUGUCAGCUCUUAUGUUUUCCUAUUACUUUCCGCAAAAAACUGAUAAAAUAAAAAAUUUGGCAGCCCGCUGUCACCCUUGUGCUCUUAAUAAUAUGAAUAAUAAAAAACAUAAAUCCGGAAGUUAUCCUUUGCCGCAAAAUGUAUUUACAACAGUUUUUGCAGAUUUAGCUGAAAACCUAAACCCCAAUGCAGGUUUUCAGCAUCUUUUAAUUAUUGUGUGUGCCUUAUCUGGCUUCAUACGAGUAUAUCCGCUUAAAUCUAAAACUUCUGAAAAAAUUCUGUUUCAUAUUAUUUAUGACAUUUUUCAAUAUUUUAAUAUUAAAUUUUUUGUAAGUGACAAUGCGCCAUGUUUUAGUGACAAACAUUUUCUAGCUACACUGCAAAUUCUAGGUAUUAAAAAGAUCCAAAUUGCUUCUUUAUCUCCCACUUCAAACCCAAUUGCUGAGAGAUCAGUAGGAAUUGUCAAAAAACUGUUGAAAAAGACCUUAACCACUUUUGACUCUUAUAGCUGGAAUACAGUACUACCCAUUGUCUUAAAACAGUAUAAUGCAUCAGUCUGUGUCAAGACUAAUUACUCUCCAUUAACCAUGUUACAUGGAAUUAAUUCAGUUCAUAAUGAAUCAAUCCUAGCUAACCCCCUCCCAGCUAAGUUGUACCCUCUACUGGAAAAUCAUAAAACAUUUGUAGAACAGAAAUUCCGAGAAAAAGAGGCAAUCCUCAAAUUUGUCAAAGAUUUACUCUAUGAGCACAAAAUUGCUUCACAAGAAAAAUUUGAUAAACAUAAAGUUUCCCAUAACUUUCAAAAAGGGGAUUAUGUCUUCUUAAAGGAUACUAAAAUCACUUUGGGCGCUGCUCGGCCCCUGAGGAGUUACUAUAGUAAUGACCCAUAUGUAGUUUUGCAAGUUAAACAUACAACUCUACUAUUACAACGUUUAUCUGACGGAUUCCAGUCAGUAUACAAUAUGAACGCUGUAAAAAAGUAUUCCCCUUUGAAUGCCGAAUUUUCCGACCUUCCAAUCCCAGUCAGAGAAAUUUUAGUUCACACCUUUGAUAAAUUAGAUAAAUUACAAUUUGAAAAACUCAGAGAAUUGGGAUCCUUAGACCAUCCCAAUGGGAAUAUCUUAGAUUAUGAAUUACUAGCUGAAAACCAAUUAGAUGAUGAACCAACUAAUGAUAACUCUCAGUAUCCCCCUGACCUUACUUAUUCUGAAACAAAUACUAAUGAUAAUCAUAAUGAAAUUAUUAAUUCAGUUGAAACUGCCGAAAACCUGGAGUCAAAACAAGAGAACAUUGACCAGCCUAAGCAUUCUAAAGAACAAUCUGCGGAAGAUACUAAACCUAAGAAAAUCAAAGCGGGUGGUACCCCUUUCACCAUCAAAACCAGAGCGGCCAAACGAAAAGAAAUUCUAGAGUCAGAAUCGGAUUCUGACUUAGAAGAGUCCAAAAAGGUAUCCUUUGACCUCAAAGCAUAAUGCCAUGCUUCCAAAUGUCGAACCUUUUUCCUCUAUCCUCACCAAAACAUCAGUCUUCUUUUCAAAACUGCUGCACAAAUGACCUUUCAAUAGAGAUGAUGAAAAACUCCAACAAUCUAUCCUUGCAAACUUUUGCUAUGAUUGAAGUACAUAAGAAUAUUCCCAAGUGGUCUAAUCACUUAUCAAUGACAACCACCCAAUUUAUCCUCAAUUUAUGUAUCCCAAAACGCCUAAUUACUCGCCUGUACAUUCAUUACAUAUGCUGUGAUCUACAUAAUGAAACGGCUCAUAAUAAAAGGGCAUUGUAUCUU
This is a messenger RNA of Eurytemora carolleeae, 5543 nucleotides long. RefSeq lists its product as uncharacterized. Gene Ontology annotation, molecular function: nucleic acid binding. Gene Ontology annotation, biological process: DNA integration. The record is from RefSeq and is a predicted model, not a curated record. The transcript has a single exon. The coding region runs from base 1 to 5232 and encodes 1743 amino acids. NCBI's taxonomy places the organism in Eukaryota, Metazoa, Arthropoda, Copepoda, Calanoida, Temoridae.